UAAAUAAGACACGUUCUUUGUCCAUUUUGUCCUCCCUUAUCUCCUAUUCCUAUUUAUAGAUCUACAAAAUAAUCAAAAACUUUUAACAUAUUUUAUAACUCUCUUCUUACCAAAAAUAAAAUAAAAAAUGGCAAACUAUGAUCGAGCAAAAGAUCUCAAGGCCUUCGAUGACACAAAGGCUGGUGUAAAAGGACUAGUCGAUUCAGGAAUAGUUCAUAUUCCCGAGAUCUUUGUCACACCGACCUUAAUAGAAAAUGAGUUCAGUGCUGAGAAUCUUGAUUCAGAUUCAAACAUAGUUAACGUUCAGAUCCCAGUUAUAGAUCUGAAGGGUAUGAAUGAAGACGAUUUUCGACGUACGAGAAUUGUUGAAGAGGUAGGUGAGGCAUGUAAGAGUUGGGGAUUUUUUCAAGUUGUGAAUCAUGGUGUGCCACAACAUGUUAUGGAUGAGAUGAUUAGUGGAGUUAAAAAAUUUAAUGAACAAUCAAGUGAGAAAAAGAUGGAGUUUUAUUCAAGGGAUAAUUUGAAGAAAGUGAAAUUUAAUAGUAAUUUUGAUCUUUAUUCAUCUAAAGCUACUAAUUGGAGGGAUAGUUUAGCUUGUGUUAUGGCUCCUAAUCCACCUACUAAUGAUGAAUUACCACAAGCGUGUAGGGAGGAAUUACUUCAAUAUUCUCAACAUGUUAGAAAGUUGGGCCAUACAAUAUUUGAGUUACUAGCAGAGGCACUUGGGCUUAAGCCCAAUCACUUAUUGGGCCUGGACUGUGCAAGGGGCCAUUUCAUUCUCUGUCAUUACUAUCCACCUUGUCCUGAGCCCAAUAAGACUCUUGGAAUCACAAAACAUACUGAUCCAGAUUUCUUCACAAUUCUUCUACAAGAUCAAAUUGGUGGGCUUCAAAUUAAUCACCAAAAUCAAUGGAUUGAUAUUCAUCCUGUUACUGGAGCCCUAGUUAUCAAUCUUGGUGACCUUAUGCAGCUUCUAUCAAAUGACAAGUUCAAAAGUGCUGAGCAUAGAGUAUUGUCAAAACAUAUUGGGCCAAGGAUAUCAAUUGCAUGUUUCUUCACAACUCAAUUUCAGCCAUUUGAUACACUUUAUGGCCCAAUAAAGGAAUUGUUGUCUGAUGAAAAUCAUGCUUUGUACAAAGAAACAACAGUGAGAGAUUAUGUGACUUAUUACAACUCUAGAGGACUUGGGGCUCACCCUGCCCUUCUUCAUUUAAGGCUCGAUCCGUCCAUUUGACACGUCUAGUAUAUGCUCGGAAUAUUUGAUAUGUAUCCACUCCUUCAUGAUUUUGGUUUUCGACUCGUGGAAUUAUCAUGUUUGUAUAUUGUGUUUCACUUCUUGAUCUCCAUUUUCAAAUGAGUAUAUACAAAGAAGUGAGAGAAGGAUUUAUUUAGUCAAAUCUUAUUUGAGACUGA
Solanum lycopersicum (tomato) is the source of this 1413-nucleotide messenger RNA. RefSeq names its product 1-aminocyclopropane-1-carboxylate oxidase homolog 1-like. The record is from RefSeq and is a predicted model, not a curated record. NCBI's taxonomy places the organism in Eukaryota, Viridiplantae, Streptophyta, Magnoliopsida, Solanales, Solanaceae.